ACAGUGUAACCUUGCUAUUACGUAUUUCAUAUGGGCUUUAGUAGCCAAUCAGAUAUGAAGAGCUACAUUUAGCAAGUGUGUAUGUGUUAGUGUGUGUGGUAAAAACAGUUCCAUUGCAGGAAAUUGAGUGUCCGACUAGCAGUUCUUAUGAACAGUGCACACCAACAAAAAUGAAGACUGGUACAAGGCUUCUUCUUUCAAUUGCAUUUGGUUGUGUUGCUUCUUCCAAUGUACUUCUCCAAAUGCACAAGCUUGAUAUUGUUGAUAACCCUGGAUCUGCCAAGCCUGUCAGUACAAAUGAUUCAGGAGUGAAGAAGGCAGUGAAGACAGCCACCUAUGAAUUUAACAACAGAUCAAAUGACAUAUUCCUGUUCAAAGCAUCUGCUAUUGAUGAUGCAAAGAUUCAGGUUGUUAAAGGAAUAAAGUACAUCCUAGAAGUGAAGAUCACACGCACUGUGUGUCGCAAAAAAGGACACCCUGACCUGGAAAACUGUAACUUUCAACCAGAUGGGAAACUAAAGCAGAUAUUCCAAUGCCAUUUUGAGGUCUGGGCCAUUCCUUGGUUGCACUGGAUGAAAACCGCCGUUCUCAUCUGUCAGUAGAUGGAUGCUCUGUGGAUAUGCUUGCCUUCUUGAAGAUCAUUUGGGAACUGUUUUUCAUACAAGCAGUACUGUAACACUGUAAACCAUGCUUUCAGUAGUUUGUAAUUUUCAUUAUUCAUUUCCUCAUGCACAUUUUGGGUGCAAUCAUCACCAUCCCUGAAUUGUUUAAAAAAAAAACAAAGUAUAAUUAUCAGAGGAUGACAUCUGACAGGGACUGUAGUGAAUUUAAACUUACCAUAG
This is a messenger RNA of Acipenser ruthenus (sterlet), 842 nucleotides long. Its product is annotated as cystatin-F-like. The transcript has 4 exons. The record is from RefSeq and is a predicted model, not a curated record. NCBI's taxonomy places the organism in Eukaryota, Metazoa, Chordata, Actinopteri, Acipenseriformes, Acipenseridae. Gene Ontology annotation, cellular component: lysosome; Golgi apparatus; endoplasmic reticulum. Bases 171 to 602 code for a protein of 143 amino acids. Gene Ontology annotation, biological process: positive regulation of myelination; immune response; negative regulation of microglial cell activation. Gene Ontology annotation, molecular function: cysteine-type endopeptidase inhibitor activity.